AUGCCCCGACCUAUGGAUAGCGGACCAAUGAACGAGAGUCACGAGGAACAGGAAAGCGAUGGCCCAGGUUUCUCCGUAGGGACGACACUAGUGGCACGAUGGAUGGGUAAAAUCGACCGCACGUGCGUCGUAAUCGAUCGUACGACACUAAGCAAUGACCGGUUUAAAUACUACGUCCACUGGCAUGACUUUAAUCGUCGGAUGGACGAGUGGAUCAAUGAACACGAAAUUGUACGAAGAGGCACUGACGAAGAGACUCAAAAGCUAAAGGAGAAAGAUGCCAAGGAGAAAGAAAAGGAACAACGAGCCAAGAAUCGUAGUCAAAGCAAAACACCUGCUCCCAGUGAAGCUGCUAUUGCUAUUGCUACUACUACUACUACUACUACUACUAUUGCUACAAGCGCAGACGGUCCGACCCGAACACGAGGACAGAAGCGGAAGACGCCAGAAGAUCAGGACUUUGCCCCUCCAGAAGAAGAACAUGAUGAACAUGAAGGCAUGGAUGCUGCUAGUAUUCGAGAGCACGAGGAGGUCACUAAAGUAAAGAAUGUGCGGUUUGUCGAGAUGGGGCGAUAUCGAAUGGCAGCUUGGUACUUUUCACCUUUUCCAAAAGAGUAUUACCCGGACGGAUCUAUCGAUUGUCUAUAUUUCUGCGAAUUCUGCAUGGCGUUUUUCUGCUACAAGCGUGAACUGACAGUGCACCAAGAGCGUCGCAUAUGCAACCGUCACCCGCCAGGCAACGAAAUAUACCGACACGAGAACUUGAGCGUUUUUGAAGUGGAUGGUGCAAUCUCCAAGGUUUACUGCCAAAAUCUCUGCUACCUUGCCAAGUUGUUCCUGGACCACAAAACGCUGUACUACGACGUUGAUCCGUUCCUGUUCUAUAUUAUUUGCGAAGUCGACUCGCGCGGUUUCCACCCGGUGGGCUAUUUCUCCAAGGAGAAGUAUUCAGAACUGGGUUACAACCUGGCUUGUAUUCUGACAUUUCCGUGCCACCAACGCAAAGGCUACGGCCACUUCAUCAUCCAGUUUUCGUACGAGCUGAGUAAAAAGGAAGAAAAGGUGGGGUCACCGGAGAAGCCUCUCUCGGAUCUUGGUCUUGUGAGUUAUCGUAGCUAUUGGACGCGCGAGUUGCUUCGCAUUCUUCGGGAUUAUCCGGAAAAAGAAGUAUCUAUUAUGGAGCUCACAAAGAUUACAUCUAUCAAGAAUGAGGACAUCAUCGCAACGCUGCAGCAUCUCAAUAUGAUAAAGUAUAUAGGCGGACAGUAUGUUUAUGUCGUACCCAAGCAAAUCGUAGACGCGCACCUGGCAAAGCUGACUAAGAAGGGUCCACAGGUCGUUCCUGAAAAGUUGCACUGGGCACCACUGCACCUGGACAUAAAGCGUGAUAAGUGGUCACUGAAGGCAAUGACUGCCGACAAGGAGGAUUAG
Peronospora farinosa is the source of this 1431-nucleotide messenger RNA. NCBI's taxonomy places the organism in Eukaryota, Oomycota, Peronosporomycetes, Peronosporales, Peronosporaceae. The record is from the annotation of a GenBank genome assembly.